AUUCAACUAAACAAAAUGAUCAUGAUAUAAUAUCUUGUUUGUUAAUUGUUUAUAAUAAGGAAUAUGAAGAAUAAGCAUAAUUCUAUAUGGAAUCAUAUUUUAUGUUACAUAUUUGUUUAAUAUUCAUAUUGGAUUGUGUCUUGACAACUAAUCACUAAUAAAAUAUUGGGAUAGCAACAUAAAGGAAAUGAUAACUAAUUCAAAUUAUCUUAAGAUGGUCAGUGAACGUUCUACAAGCGAACAACGUGGACCAAGUGUUCUCGCCAAGCCUAUUAGGCCUACGCCAUUUUCUGGAUCUUAUCGAGCUGCCUCAGCUGAGAAUAAACAUGUUCAUGCACCGUGGGUAUUUAAUAAUAAUCCACAAGUUUUGGAUAAUUUAUCUAAAAAUCAUCGAAAUGCUCAAAGAUCAAGUAUUACAAGUUUAUCUUCUUCAUCGGCAUUAUCAAUAGAUGAACGAUUCAAUGGUGGUCUUAAUAUAAAAUCAUUUGAAAAAUUUGCACAUAUGGGUCAACCACAUGUGAUUGCUUUGUAUAAUUUUGAAACUGGAGUAGAUGGCGAUUUAGAAUUUGAAGUUGGUGACAUUAUUAUGCUUGAGGAUAUUGUUGAUGAAUCAUGGUAUAAAGGGAGAUCUAUAAGAACUGGUGCUGUUGGAAUAUUUCCUAUGAAUCAUGUUGAAGUACGUAUCCCAUUGACUUCCGGUUUAUUUACAAAUACUCAACCUAAAAUGCAGUUUGUAUAUUCUAAUCGAUCAAACAACUUCACAAAUACCACUCGGACACAUUCUCAUCCAUCUUUCAGAAAGAAACCUGUCCCAUUACCGAAGAUCAUUAAUCAAUCUGCGCCUAAUUAUAUUCAGCCUAAUUAUACAUUAUGCAAUCAAAAAUUACCUACUUGUUAUCUACCUAAACGACCAUCUAAAAUUCGAGUUGCCAGUUUAAAAGCUAAACACGAAGGAAGUUCAUCAAAUUCAACAGAUUCAUUGAAUUCACAAACCACAAGUUCUUUGUUAAAUUAUAAAAGCCCUACUAAUAAUCUAGCCAAUACAGAAUACAAAGUUUGCUCUACUUCACUGAGUACAAGUUUACCAGUCAAUAAUUUAUUGCCUAAUCGUGUUCAAGUUUCUACAAGUCCUUUCUCACAUUCGAUUGUCAAGUCACCAAAUACAUCACAAACCAAGUCACAACUUGCAUCAAAUCCAACGCCGCUACUGCCACCUCCACCACCACCAACAUCAACUGAUCAGCUACAGGAGCAACAACAAAUACCUAAAACUUGUAAUGCACCACCUGUGAUUAAUUCAUUGAAACCACGAAAUCAAACUGCGAUAUCACAAAUAGCUCAAAUGUUACAAGAAAAAGGUAUUGUUUCUUAUCGUAGUCGACAAAUGCCAUCUGGAGCAAAACAUUUGUAUCCAGGAUCACAUCCUUUGUUAAUUUCAUCAGCUCCUUCAUCAUCAGAACGUUUAAAAUCAUUUACACAAAUGAAUAAUAUCCAUGACAAUAACAAUAAUAAUACUAGGAAUUGUACUGAUAAUAAUAACCUUAAUGUUAAUACGAAAAUUCAAGAUGAGACAACCAAUAACACAAACAAUGAGAAAAGAAAAGAAGAGGAAGAAGGAGAACAAACUUUGGUUAAAACUACAAAGUAUCACUCACCUUUAUUGGUUGAAACAGUAUUGAGCAAACUACUUCCAGAAUUGAACCGAUCUCCAAGUAGGUCUUCAGAUUUAAAUAAUUCGAAUAAAACAUCAAAUAAUAAACAUACAUUGAAUCCACGAAUGAAUAAUUCGAAGAGAAUAGAUACUGACAAAAAUCAUUCAAUAGAAACUUCAUAUUCAACCGACAAUAAAAAUGAUACCGUAAUGAAUACUACUAAUAAUAAUAUCAGUAAUGGAUCGAAUUAUUUAAAACAUUUAAAUGAAUCAAAUAUGCAUAAUGGUAUUGAAACCGAUCAUGGAGAUCAAUCAACAGAUGUCAAGUCAAUAACAAUAGUGAAAAAUGCCAAAUUGUUUCGUAAUAAUAGCUCUGCUACAAGCAAAAAUAAUAUUGAUUAUAAUAGUCAUUUAAGAAGAGCGUACAGUGUAAUAAAACCUCCAGAAAAGCUAAUCACAUCGAAAGCUUAUAUAAGUUUAUCUUCUUCUGGGAAAUCAUCGAACAAUAAUCAAGUUUCAAAAACAAUGACUGAAGAACCGACGACAAACAUAAGAUAUGACCAACAAUCUCCAAUAUCUGAAUCAAAUUAUCAGUAUUCAUUAAUGGAUUCUACUGGAGAAAGUAAUCAUAGUAAAUUGAUUACAACAAAUGAUUGGUUAAUAGUUGAACAUGAACAAUUGGGCAAUGAAUCAACUAGUGAACUUCAAUUAACUGUUGGUGAUAUCCUUAAGUGUAUUGAUUCAAGUCCUCAAGUUUGUGACAGACGUAAUGAUUCUCAUCUCCAGUAUUCAAUAUCUUCAUCAUCAUCAAGUAGAAAGUGGAUAAAAUGUGAAAACUGGUUUGGUGUUAUCGGUUUAGUAAACAUUUCCAGUGUUCGAGUUAUUGAUAACUCAAAUGAACUGGCUUAUUAUUUAGAAGCUAGACCACGUGUCAAAGCUUUAUAUACAUUUGAUAAGGAAACUGAUGAAGAUUUAGCUUUGUCGGUAAUCAGAAUUUGUAUUUCGCUUAUUCAGUUGCUGACUUAUAACUUUGUAUACUAUUUAUUUGAUAGGAUGGUGAUACCUAGUCGAUCCUACAGAUAAAUUUAUGUUGAAAUAGUAGCUAUUGACUGCUCGUGGGUUGAGCAUUACUUUAAGUUGAAGCAAAUUGAAUGAGUUUGAAUAUGUGACUAAUUGAUUAGCCAAUGAAUAAUUGUUCAGACAUAGUACUAAAAAGUUGAUAGACAAAGACGGUGAACGAUUUCAAAGCUGCCAUUUGUAAAGACUUCUAAAAGGAUCGUAGAUAACAUCAUUAGGAACUUUUCAGGGCGUUACUAAUUUAGUUAAAUAACACUAUAGAAGUAAUCAUCUCACAAAACACUGAUAUAAAUCACCUAGUUAAUAUGUGAUUACUUUCAUAUUCACUACAUAAAAGAAGAGCAGAUUCGUUCUUUUGGAUAACCUGUCGAGUAAUUAUCGUGUCAAAGACCAGUGGUGAUUCAUAUAGUUUGAUGCAAGAACAACUGUUGUAUGAUGACAAAUAAAAAAGUAGUAUGUUGAAUGCAUUUCGUUCGAACCAUUUGUAAUUGGCAUAUAGGUGAAUUUCACUUUUAAAUAUAAGGACUUAUACCUAAGUUAAUUCGAAUCACUACCGUGGUUAUUAGGAAUUUGGGCUAGAUUUCAAAAUAAACCUUGUACAUUUUUUAGUACGACGUAUGUAAUAACUGCUAAGUAUUAGACUGGGAACGAAAUGAGUAGAUCCCUAUGUCUGAUCAUAACAAAUGACACUAUCCUACUUUAGGACAGUUCAGAAGGUUUCCAGUUUCAGAUUAACAACCAAACAUAGAAUCUAUGGUAACUUUUAGGGCUAAAGUAACGAGGAACGUCUGGACCAUGAUUAUCGUGAUUUAUUAUUUUAUAGUAGUCAGUAUGUAUUUUUUUAUCAGCUAUGAAUUGAUUUAUAACUAUAUGUUCACUAGAACCUAAUUUCCGGUUUAAAUCUAUCAUUGAUGAACGUCACUCUCAUUUAGAGUGAGUCAAAUAUCACCAGUUGAAUUGAAUGGUUGUUGUUCGGUUCAAUAAACUAACCUGAGUUUUAAAUUUGAACCACUGAUUCUUUUGGACACUCGAAGAUUCUAAAUUUACUCAAUGUUAUUUUGUGGACAAACUAUGGAAUGCUCUACAGAAUGCAAAGCGUUUGUGUCUCAGCAUGCGAUUAUUUAUCAGUAUUAACAGAAUUAUUAUUUUAAGCUAAUUUAUCAUGACAUAUUGAAUAGAAACGAAAUGAGAAGUAAACUGAUGAAAUAUUCCAUAACUAAUCAUCUUAGUAUUGCCAAAUUGAGAUCAUGUUAAGUUCCUUUUAAUUAAUAUCACUUCACUAUGCUUUUUAAUUUUUUUUUAGCCUGGUGAAAUAGUGUAUUUAUUUGAAGCCAUUGAUGAAAACUGGUAUCGUGGUGAAUCGGCUACUACUGGUGAUCGUGGGAUGUUUCCGGCCACAUUUGUUGAGAUUAUCAAACCUCUGUAAAGAUUCAUAAGACUAACUAUGAUCUAAAUUCCAUGUAAUUAUACUUAAUCUAUUACUUUUAGAACAUACUUUACAAAUAAACAUGAUGUAAACACUACUAAAACCAUAUCAUUUAUAUUUGCUUAUGUAAUUUACUUUGAUAUUCACUUCAAUACAGACUGAGAAUAAAUG
Schistosoma intercalatum is the source of this 4325-nucleotide messenger RNA. Lineage: Eukaryota; Metazoa; Platyhelminthes; Trematoda; Strigeidida; Schistosomatidae. The record is from the annotation of a GenBank genome assembly.